Messenger RNA from Trematosphaeria pertusa, 1439 nucleotides. RefSeq names its product phosphoglycerate mutase-like protein. Bases 71 to 1165 code for a protein of 364 amino acids. The record is from RefSeq and is a predicted model, not a curated record. Gene Ontology annotation, cellular component: cytoplasm. Gene Ontology annotation, molecular function: phosphatase activity. The transcript has 5 exons. NCBI's taxonomy places the organism in Eukaryota, Fungi, Ascomycota, Dothideomycetes, Pleosporales, Trematosphaeriaceae.
CACGCUGCUGUGCCCAUAUCGCAGGAUGAUACCUCACACGUAUUCCUCACAUUAGUUGGAUGAUGCCGACAUGCUCGUGAGGUUUGGCAGCAAGAACUAUCGGCUACACACCUUUAGCGUCAAUAGAUCCUUAGCUACUCUUUUUAUUUUUACAGUUAUUUUCUUGUUUGUCCUGAUGCACGGCGCCAUGACUUUGCCCAUGCCUGAGCCCGGGCGGAGCUUUCAUUACGAGUAUGAAACGCUGAAGGGAUAUUUCAUGCAGAGCGAAGACGGCACGGAUUCAUCGAAGUUUGACUUUAUAAAACAGAACUUCGGGCUCAUAGACCGGGACUACGAGACAGAUGGGCAGAAUGAAGAAGAGCUGGGCCAGUGGCGAAGAUUCGAAAGAUAUGCUAGACAUUUGAACAAGAAGAGCAGGAAGGGCGAGAAAAUCAAGGUGCUCUUCCUUGGUAGGCAUGGGCAAGGCUGGCAUAACGUUGCGGAGGAGAAGUACGGCACCGAGGCCUGGGAUUGCUACUGGUCUAUGCUCGACGGCGCAGAGGGCAUUACAUGGUCUGAUGCCAACCUCACAGAAACGGGCCAGAAUCAAGCCAAAGAGGUCUAUGAGCUUUGGAAGCUAUUGCUACCGAAGGGCAUUCCGCCACCAGAGACGUAUUAUGUCAGUCCGUUGACGCGGACGAUUGAGACCGCAGAUCUCAGUUUCAAGGGACUGGGGCUUCCGAAGGAUAAGCCGUACCGUCCUGUUGUCAAAGAGCUACUACGAGAAGCAAUCGGAGUCCACACCUGCGAUCGGCGAAGCACCGCGUCCCACAUUCUCAAGAGCUUCCCACACAUACACCUCGAACCGCACUUUUCUGAGCCCGAUCCUUUCUGGACGCCCGACUAUCGCGAGCCACAGUCUGCGCGCAAGUACAGGCUCUCCCAGUUCCUCGACGACAUCUUCGAAAACGAUGACGGUGUGUUUUUGUCGCUCACAAGUCACUCGGGGGCUAUUGGGAGUGUGCUAGAGGCGGUUAGGCACAGGACAUUUGCGCUGCAGACCGGCGGUGUGAUCCCGGUGCUUCUAAGGGCACGGAGAGUGGAGGGCGGGAGGGCGAAGCCUCCUGAGGAGCCGAGCGAGGGGCCGCCGGCUUGUAAUGAGCCUCCUGUUGGGCUACCCAAUUGAUGGAGGCAUGGGGGAGGUACACAAUGUUGUAGCAACUGGUAGUGUCCUGCUGCAUGCACCACAAGACGGCGAGAUUCGGAGCGCAUCGGGUUCAUUAUGUCGGCUGCUCGUCGAAGAUAGAUACAUGAGAGCUCUAAAGCGACCUUUCAAACCUUCCCUGGCCGGCAUUGACCAAUUGUACGUACCACAGGUGGUUCACUCGGCGCUUCUAUCUCCAUCUGUCCGUAUUGAGCUGAGCUGAGCUGAGGGGCAUGCGGCUCCGAGCGGUUAUGCA